Gossypium raimondii (Peruvian cotton) is the source of this 1471-nucleotide messenger RNA. Its product is annotated as SKP1-like protein 1A. Gene Ontology annotation, biological process: SCF-dependent proteasomal ubiquitin-dependent protein catabolic process. The coding region runs from base 552 to 1292 and encodes 246 amino acids. NCBI's taxonomy places the organism in Eukaryota, Viridiplantae, Streptophyta, Magnoliopsida, Malvales, Malvaceae. Gene Ontology annotation, cellular component: cytoplasm; nucleus. The transcript has 3 exons. Gene Ontology annotation, molecular function: cullin family protein binding. The record is from RefSeq and is a predicted model, not a curated record.
AAAAAAAAAAAAAAAGUUUGAUUAGCAUCUCCAAGAGUUUUUCCGAGAGUUUUAAGUGACAUUUUGAUUUUGAUAUCUUCUACAUUGUCAGAAAUGGUUCAAGAAAACUUGUUUGAUCAUCACAGAUACUAGGAAUCAUGAAAUUCUUGACUUGUAUCGCCAAUCAACUUGCUCUUGUUGCUCAACAGUCCUCAAUUAUGAUACCGGUAUUUCGCAUCACUUCAAAAGAGACAUACCAAUCUAUGAUCCCAACAAAAUAGAGGCCGGUUUUGGGCUCCUAAAUGAACCAAUUCCAUUGUUUUCAAGGUAAAAAAUUUCCAUCGAAAGGCUUCUAUACUCGUUUCUCCAACUCCUGCAGAAUCUAAAGAAGGCCCUCAAACGACAUCGUUGCGUUCUAUACAUAACACAUGUCUGUUACUAUUAGUAUAUAAGAAUUCAUAGCUGCAACUAACCAUAUAUCCAUCCCUCCAAAGUUUAGAAGGACGUUCUGUCAUUGCUACUCUAGUUCUUGAAGAUAAGGGUUUGUGGCGAGAGAAUUGUGGAAGAAAACAAUGGGAUCGACAUCGACCAAGAUAAAGUUGAGGACCUCCGACCAAAAGGUUUUUGAGGUGGAGAAAGCGGUUGCAGUCCAGUCUCAGACGAUCAAAUACAUUUACGAAAAUGGUUGCCCCGACAGCGUCAUCCAUGUCCAUAGCGUCUCCGGCGACAUCUUAUCCAAGAUUCUCGACUACUGCAAGAAGCACGUAAAUUCCGCCGCUGGCAAGGAAGACAUUUCCCCUGAGGAACUCUACGAAUGGGAUGCUAAUUUUGUCAAGGUUGACCAAAACACCCUCUUCGACCUCAUCCUGGCGGCCAACUGUUUGAAAAUAGAGAGCUUGUUGGACUUGACAUGCCAAACUGUUGCCAACAUGAUAAAGGGGAAGAGACCUGAGGAGAUUCGCACUACCUUCAACAUCAAGAACGAUUACACCAUUGAGGCAGAAGAGGCUGUUAGGAGGGAGAACAAAUGGGCAUUCGACAUGCUUGGGGGUGUUGGAACCAUGGUUAUAGAAGAGUUGGCCGAUGAUACGAUGAGCAAGUGCGUUACAAAUGCAAAGUCACGAGUAUGUGUAAUUGCGGCAAAUCAGAUUGUUAUGAUGAGGUCAAUUUCAAAGCUUGCAAACAAGAAAAGCAUUGAUGUAUAUAAGCAACCACAAAAUCCCACAACACCAAGGAUUAAGGAAAGCGUCAAGCAGAUAAAUGUUGGAACUGGUUUUAUUGAACUCUUCUUUCAUUUCAAAUGCAAAAUGUGACCCAUAUUAUGAACCAAGUCCUGAGGCUAACAUCAAGGACUCUUAAUUUUUCUUGGCAGUUCAUUUAUUCCAGAAAGCCAGGAAUCAGAUUAUAUAUAGUGCUCGAAAACAAGUUUGAAACCCUAUCAUCAAUUUCUCUACACACAACACUUUCAUGACGCUAUCAAGGUAUCUAAAUA